Molecule: messenger RNA, 2827 nt
Organism: Lacerta agilis (Sand lizard)
Lineage: Eukaryota; Metazoa; Chordata; Lepidosauria; Squamata; Lacertidae
Gene: MBP
Product: myelin basic protein
Exons: 9
Coding region: 187-1113 (308 amino acids)
Biological process (GO): myelination
Cellular component (GO): internode region of axon; compact myelin; neuronal cell body
Molecular function (GO): structural constituent of myelin sheath
Source: RefSeq, a predicted model, not a curated record
GGGUACCCCACGCCGCCACUCCAAGUCGCCUUCAUCGCGUGGGUAGAGGAAGGGGGUCUCCUCUGUGUCUCCACGCCCGCCCGAUCCCCCUAUCCGGGGGGUGGAUGCUGCAGACCCCCGGGAGCCUGCGAGGCCAGAGCGCGCGACAGAGGACACCUGGGUUCUGGAAUAAAUUUGAGGAGCACCAUGGGGAACCAUGUUGGAAAACGGGAACAGAGUACUGAGAAGGCAAAGAACCCUGAAGGUAAAGUGGAGGAAGCUGAAAACAAAGCGAGCCCCAAAGCAGACCGGCUCACCCAGCAACCCUCUGAGGACAAUGAAGUUUUUGGAGAGGCAGAUGUGAACCAGAACAAUGGGACCUCCUCUAAGAGCACAGCGGUGACAGACUCCAAGGGCGCAGCAGACCCAAAGAAUGCCUGGAAGGAGGCCAACCCAGCUGACACGACUGGUCGUCCCCAUUUGGUCCGCCUCUUUUCCCGAGAUGCCCCAGGGAGAGAAGACAACACCUUCAAAGACCGGCCCUCUGAAUCAGAUGAGCUACAGACCAUUCAGGAGGACAGUGCAGCAGCUUCUGAGAACUCGGAUUUGAUGGCUUCACAGAAACGCUCCUCUUUCCGGCAUGGAUCCAAACUUGCAACUGCAAGUACAAUAGACCAUGCUAGACAUGGAUCCCCCAGAAGAUACAGGGAACCGGGUCUACUUGACUCACUGGGCAGAUUCUUUGGAGGUGACAAACAUUAUCCCCGGAGGGGCAAGGAUUAUCACCACGCUGCCAGAAUUGGCCAUGUAAGUUCCCUGCCUCAUCCAAGAUCUCAUGGCCGGUAUGUGGAUGAGAACCCAGUAGUCCACUUCUUCAGGAACAUUGUGUCACCCAGGUCAACUCCUCCCCUGCAUGCAAAGGGGAGAGGAUCAUCCUUUUCCAGAUUUAGCUGGGGUGGCGAAACUCACAGGCCUGGAUAUGGAAGUGGAAGAUUCUAUGAGCAUAAAUAUGCUCACAAGGGACACAAGGGAUACCACUAUGAUGGCCAGGGCACACUGUCUAGACUCUUUAGACUGGGAGGAUCUGGUUCCCGACCUGGCUCCCGGUCUGGCUCUCCCAUUGCUAGGCGCUGAAGCUCUCAGAUGUUACCAAAGGGCUACACUCUCUGCUUUAUAACAUAGAUGCCUUGAAGGUUUAAUAACAAACUGCAGAAUUCCCUAGAUAGAAACACAAUCUAUUUGUUAGUGUCACUGAGUUGUGCAUGCAGUAGAAGUACACCAAAAAAAUUAUUGGCAAAUGCUGACCAAGAACAAAUGCAAAACGAAACAAACUCCCAAAUUUUCAAAGUAGCUUUUACUUGCUGUCAACAGCAUUACUUUAGGGAAAGUAACAGUCCCCCCCCCAUAUUAUUCAUCCAUCUUCAAGGUGUUUCCAAAGAAUAUAGGGCUUUAAUUUUUUAAGCACAUACAACAUUAAGUCCCUUUCAGAUUUCUUUUUCACUAAACUUUAAGUAACAACAUACUACACAAUUGUCUACUUUAACCCUGCCAUUAACGGACUUUUGAGAUCUCUGCUGUAAACAAAGAAAACAAUAAUAAAAAUGUGCAGAAGUUGUAAGGACUGUUUAUCCAAUUAUUAUUUUUUAAUUAUUUGGUUUUGAUUUAUUAUGAUUUCAUUUUUUCAGUACCCCCUUUCUCUCACAGUUUGUAUUUGAUUUUUUUUCCUAACUGGAUUAGGCAGUCACGGAAAGGUAUAUUCAACUGGGAGUUCAAGGUAUGUUGCAAUGUGGGAGAAGGCAGUUGUUACUGUUUCAAUGAGAUUGAGCUAUGGCCAUAGGGAAUGAUGCACCUUCUAGUGCAUGACCAAUUGCUCGUCAUCACACCCAACACAUUAGAAAUUAAGAGUGGCUGGGAGAGAGAAAAGAGGAUCUCAAACUUGAAUUAGACUAGUUACAACAGAAAAUGAGGGAUCAUUCCAACAUUAGGAAAAGGAAAACAUAGAGUUUGGACAUGUGAAUGUCCCUGCAGCUCUACACAGGCACUUGCUGCAACUAAGUCUGUUUGCAGCUACAAUAAAAAAAGAGUCUAAUUUCUAAAUAACAGAAAGCCCUUUGGUGAGGAAGCUUCAGAUAGUAUCUGCACAUCUAAAGUUAGUGUUCCUAGCUGUCGUGUUAGUGCAGCAGAGUUAAACAUACAGUGCACCAGAGCAAACUACACUGUUAGAUUGUAGGUAUUAAAACUAAUGAGCUAGAAAUAGGUGCUAAUUGUUGACAAAAAUACUAAGGAAUAAACAUGUGGGAAAUGGGUCUACCCAUCUACAUGAAGAAAAAUGCUCUUCUGAAUUGCACUGUUUUAUAAUAUUCAACUUAUUCUGUCUCUAAAUGACCUUCCUGUACUCAUGAAAUGUUUUAUUUGAGCUUAUAUGUUGUAGACACUAUAUUAAAGACUAAGUUGGCACCUGCCUUUAGCUAAUGAACAUCAGGAGUUACCAACGUUAAUGCCAACUGACAUAUAGUGGAUGUUGUUGUUGUUCUUGUUGUUAGCGAUAGGUCACUCUAAUCUACCAUAGGUUUCAAGCAACAUUCUUAAUAUGCAGCAAUGAAAGAUGAGAGGGUAGAAACACACAGAAACAAACAAAACAGAAUACCAAAAUUGUUAAGCACACGCAAACACAUUGCAUCUUCUUUCAAAAUGUUGUUGGCUAUGUGUAUUUUUCUAUGUGUAGCCUCAUCCAGUUGUGUAUUCCACAACAUAAUAGUGAGUUUCACUUAAGUGUAUUGUUCUUAAAUGUGUAUGAAUACAACUCCUGGAAAAAAAACACCAAUAUUGAAAUAAAAUACUCAACUUU